ACCACCUCGUAACAUCACAAAAACAAUUUAUGGCUUCGAGCCGUUGAUUGCACGGCUUCUCUGAUCCCUUCAUCUCCUUUGAUCAUCGGUUAGCCUCCAUUUCUGUGUUAUUGAGGUGCCGAAUGUGGCACGAGGUGGUCUUCAAGGUAAGAGUCAUGAUUUCCCGAGAAAGAAGGGCCCAAAGAAUCUAGGGUCUUUUUCCUUUCCCAGGAAACUAUUAGGUGUGAAACGUUGGGGAUCAACUGAAAGGGUUUUGGGGGGGUCCAAGUUGAUUUUGAGUUCUAUCCAAUGGAGUCCCAAUGUACUUUUGGGAAUUUAUGAUCACAAGAUCCUCGAUUUCAAUACCAGAGGUGCCUUCUUCCUUAGCUCUCAGCCCCUGAGUAGUCUUUUUGUGAAUGGAUCCUGCUCUGAAAUUUUAUGUCCUGUUGCUGCUUGUUGGAUUAGUGAAUGACUCUUUUGCAGAAGCUGAUUUUGGGCAUUGCGAAAGAGUUGUUAGAAAUUGGGCUUCCUCUUCCCUUGAUAAGGAAAUCAGACAAGAUAAGCACACACUAAGGGAUUUACUAUUCUUCCUACAUGUCCCCAGAACGGGAGGGCGCACAUAUUUUCACUGUUUCUUAAAAAAGUUGUAUCCCAACUCUCUGGAAUGUCCUCGUUCUUAUGAUAAGUUGCGCUUUGAUCCAAGCAAAUCUAAGUGUAAGCUGUUAGCUACACAUGACGACUAUAGCUUGACAUCCAAAUUUCCAAAGGAAAGAACUUCUGUGGUUACUAUACUUAGGGAUCCAGUUGAUCGUGUCUUUAGUACAUACGAAUUUUCAAUAGAGGUUGCAGCUAGAUUUCUAGUGCAUCCAAACUUGACAUCUGCAAUAGAUAUGGCUGCACGCUUGCGCAGCAAGACUAAAGGAGUAAGCACACUUGAUAUCUGGCCAUGGAAGUAUCUGGUCCCAUGGAUGAGGGAAGACAUAUUUGCUAGGAGAGAUGAGAGGUAUGCUAGGGGACAACGUAUAACUGAGAGCAAUGAUUCCUAUGACAUGGAAGAUUUUGCAAUGCCAUUACAUGAAUACAUCAAUCAUCCAGUGGCUGAGGAAAUUGUACACAAUGGAGCAACAUUCCAGGUUGCAGGUUUGACAAACAAUUCUUACCAACUAGAAUCACAUGAAGUGCGCCACUGUGUGCGGAAGCAUAAGAUUCUGGGGAAAUAUGUGCUUGAAGUUGCAAAGAAGAGAUUGGAUGACAUGUUAUAUAUUGGUCUUACUGAGGAGCAUAGAGAAUCUGCAACUAUGUUUGCCAAUGUCGUUGGUGCUCAGGUGAUAUCACAGAUUAAAGCACCAAAUUCUAGCCUGAAUCAUGUUGAUAGCAUUGAACAGAGUUCGCUUUCAGAUUCAGAACCUGAUAACAGUGAACAUCAGAGUAGCAUCUCAGACAAGAGACCAAAUAAGACUGAUUCUAGUGAAAACAGAGAAUCAACAAAAUCAAAUAUGACUGUGGAAAAGCUCACAGAAGCUUAUGAGAGCUGUAUUUCUAAUUUACGGAAGGCCCAGGCACAACGACGCAUUUCUUCUUUAAAGAAGAUUGCUCCUGUGAACUUUUCAAAAGAGGCACGACUUCAGAUUCCUGAAGUAGUUCUCCAGCGGAUACAAUAUCUUAAUGAUCUUGACUUGGAGCUUUAUGAAUAUGCAAGAGACCUUUUCUCCAAACAAAACAAAACUAUGCAGAGACUGAAUGAGGAAAGGUGGGAUAAGAUAUCAAGCAAUGUCUAUGGCUUCACUCUCUGGACGAUCCUUCCUUUAACAAUCACUCUGGCCUUCUUACUCCUGUUCCUUGUUAUUGUAAAUUUAAGAAGAAGAACGUUGAAGGUUAAGCUGUGAAUGUCUUUAAAUUAUAAUGAGUGAUCACAUUGUCUCCAGAAAUUUGGGUUUUUGGGGGAGUUUGGGGGGGGGGGGGGGAGAACAGAUACAUGGUUGCAUGACACCUUGGUUGCCCUUCCUCUUAAAGCCCCAACUGUCCUUUUUAUUUUUGUCUGAUCACGGAAACCUGAAUUUUUUAGGGUCUUACUGUUACACACGAACUUUUUUAUUGAGGAUAAGUAUAUUCUACUCUUCAAAAACA
This is a messenger RNA of Prosopis cineraria, 2106 nucleotides long. Its product is annotated as protein-tyrosine sulfotransferase-like. The coding region runs from base 396 to 1865 and encodes 489 amino acids. NCBI's taxonomy places the organism in Eukaryota, Viridiplantae, Streptophyta, Magnoliopsida, Fabales, Fabaceae. Gene Ontology annotation, molecular function: heparan sulfate 6-sulfotransferase activity. Gene Ontology annotation, cellular component: membrane. The record is from RefSeq and is a predicted model, not a curated record. The transcript is spliced from 13 exons.